AUGUUCGAUCACCGAGGUGCUGACCAAUUUCUUACAUCAUUUGAUGUUAGCGAAGACACUGGAAGUGUACUGACAGCUGCAUUACCGAGAAUGUCGGCUGGAGCCGGCGCAAAAAAGGCGAAAUUUGAUCAUCAUUGUGUUUCAAAUUUUUCGGCGGGGAUUUUAUCGCCUCAAACUCGUACUCAGGUUCUUUCAGCGAUUAAUUUUGUUAAUAAUCCGUUUAUUCGAGAUUCAUAUGCCUCUGAAACUAUUUUUAAUGGAGGAUUGAUGGCUACUGCUAGCACCUCAGUGGAUACAAUAAUAAGUCAACGACCAUCAAAAGUUGUUCAUUUGCGAAACAUUCCAUCCGAUAUGACUGAGCUGGAAUUAAUUCAAUUCUGUAUGCCUUAUGGAAAACUUAUGAAUUAUCUUAUUUUGAAAGGAAAAAACCAGGCUUUUGUAGAAUAUGAAGAACAGCAAGGAGCUCAAGCGUUGGUCGCAUUUUCAUUGGCCUUUCCUGUGGCCAUUAGAGAUAGGACAAUAUUUUGCCAGUUUUCGAAUCAUCAAGAAUUAAAAACGGAGAAACGGAGUUUAGUGCCACAAAAUGAAUUUGAUACUGACACAGAGGUUGGCUAUUCAGUAUUAAUGUUUCUUUUCAGUGCAUCUAACUCUCCUUAA
Dracunculus medinensis (Guinea worm) is the source of this 657-nucleotide messenger RNA. The record is from the annotation of a GenBank genome assembly. Lineage: Eukaryota; Metazoa; Nematoda; Chromadorea; Rhabditida; Dracunculidae.